GUCAUUCACGGUGGAGAACAAAAGUUUGCCGUUGCUUGUGGAAAAGAGAAAGGUUCAGACGCAGUAUAUAAGCUCCAGGAUACAGAGAGACUGAAACCUCUACUUCAGACUUCAGAGCUGCCUGGGAAGUGGUGGCUGCACCUGCACAGUACCAGUCUCCUGUUCAGUUCUGCUCGCCGAGAAGCCAAGCCAUGGCUGUGGUGGAGCUGAAGGUCGGGAUGCACUGCGACAGGUGCAUCAAGUCGAUCAAGAAGGCGAUCAAGACGAUCGAUGACAUGGAGAGCUACCAGCUGGAGAAGGAGACGAACAAGGUGACCGUGACGGGGAACAUCACCCCGGAGGAAGUGGUGAAGGCUCUGCAGAAGAUCGGGAAGACGGUAACUUAUUGGGGUGAGUGAAGAACAGAGCCCAGAGGAAGGCGAGCCACACGGUAACAAAUUAUUGUUACUGGGAGUGCGGACUACAGAGCCCACGUAGUUAGCUAGCUAGUUAGUAUUAGCUCAUGUGCUUACCAUGGGAUAUCAGGAGCUACUUGUACUGCAGAUUGGGUAAUUUUGGGGAGUUUCUUUGAACUGGUUGAUGCUGGCUCUUCCCUCGCUUCAUCCUAUUGACCGCGGGGUCCUCGUGUUGCGUUUAACUGCUCUGUAUUGCGUACUGAACUCAUGGCAAAAUCUUGUAGAGGAUGAACCCAACUUCUAUACGUUUUCACGGGGAAUAUAUGUAUGAAAAGAGUGAUAUAGCUGUCAGGAUUUGGUUCA
Triticum urartu is the source of this 758-nucleotide messenger RNA. RefSeq names its product Heavy metal transport/detoxification superfamily protein. Gene Ontology annotation, molecular function: metal ion binding. The record is from RefSeq and is a predicted model, not a curated record. Lineage: Eukaryota; Viridiplantae; Streptophyta; Magnoliopsida; Poales; Poaceae.